Amoebophrya sp. A25 is the source of this 4827-nucleotide messenger RNA. The record is from the annotation of a GenBank genome assembly. NCBI's taxonomy places the organism in Eukaryota, Dinophyceae, Syndiniales, Amoebophryaceae.
CGAGCAGGCUGCUAUUGGUCCCCAUGUGCAAAAUCCCCAUUCCAUAGUGGAGGAUCAUCUAAGUAGUAUUUCAGCAUGUGUACUAAAGGCAAUAUGAAUAUACGCUUCUAAAUCAACAUCAUUUUUUAAGAACUUCGGAGACGAUCACGAAUAUCUUCAAUAUCCCCCGCUAGCGAUUAAUAUUGCAACACAAGAAAACUUCAGUACUGCUAGUGGUCCCUUCACCUUCUUUACCCCUGGAGUGGGUGCAUUCAACCUUAUCAGAUAAGACUAGAUAAUUAUACUAGAUACUAUACAUCAAAUACUAGAUAGAUAAUAUCUAAUAAAGAUGAUGCAGAUGCAAAGGCCAGAUAAAAUGGCAUCGGUUCAUUUCGUUUCUUUGGUUAUUGUCGUCGCCUACCUUUGUUCUGGUCCUGGGGUGCAUGCAGUGCGUUUACGCGGGGCACCGACUUCGCGAACCUCUGCAAAACCAGGAACAUCUCAAGAAGUAGGUGACCACACCUCAUCGAAGUCGGGAGGAAAACCAGGAACAAAUCAACAAGUAGGUGACCACACCUCAUCGAAGUCGGGAGGAAAAGCCACAAAGUCGUCCAGGCGUAACAGAACAAAAAGUCACCCUUCUAGCACCUCCAGUACUACAGUAAUCCCUGCUGGUGGAGCGGCAGGAGACUCUCCUUCUAUCACGACAGGAGCUAACGGCGGCCUCGAUAAAGAUGCUUGCAUGUUGACAGAUGCGGAUGCAGUCGACCUCCCACGCGGCUGCUCUUCCUCUUCUACCUAUAUUAGUACACCGGAUGAUGUUGAGCUAGAACACCCUGCACCAGUAGCAGCUGCUGGUCUUGUUCACGCUAUCAUCCCUGAUGACGACCCUGUCCCUGGGGAGCCUCCCUCUUCUGCCUCUUCUCACUCUAUUCUUGAAACAUCACAAGCUCAAGCCUCCUGUAGAAGCACAUCGCCACAUCAUGGCUUGGCGUCUCCAACUAGGAACGCGACGUCCUGCUCUCCGUCAUCUUCAGGUAGUGUCCAAUCCGCCUUUUGUGGUUCGGCAGCUUGCGACGUCGUAGAAGUCGAUCAGGAGCUUGCAAGGCUAGACUUGAACCGGGAAGAUGACCCCGAAGACAAAGGAACUCUACGAGAGGACUUAGUGGUCCCAGAAAGAACCGCGACGAUGAAGUCGUCUUCUAUAUCCUCGUGUAGUACUGCUACAAGUUCUAGCUCGAGCGGAAGAACAAGUAACAGCAGUUCGAGUAGCGAAAUAGUACCCAGAACUUCUGAAGACAAUAUUGGCGAGUCUCAAGAACCUAGUAGCUCUAGCUCUUCUUCCUCUUUAGUACCUGCUGCUUCAAGUUCUAGUACUGGUGAUCGUCGCAGGAGUGCCCAUCGGCAAAUAAAGAAAGGAUCCGCGACGUUGAUGACUACUGCAGAACAAUCUCAGUCACUUUCACUACCCAUCGCUACUAAGACGAGUCGAAACCCUAGGAAGUUGCCCAAGUCCUGCAUCCGCGCAAAGCUAAGCCCUAAGCCUAAGGAGCCUCGUGACGGCGAAGGUUCUAGAACUAGACGCGUCAGUUUUGAAGCAGAUCACCUAGAGGAAGAAAGUCCACAUUAUGGUGAUUUCAAAGGACUGGAAGACUGAAACUUUUGUAAGUAAAAUUUCUUGCUUUGGUUCAUGAUGCUCGUUAUCUUGCUUUAUUGAUUCAUGCUCGUUAUCUUGUCGCACUGUUUCUUUUCUACGACUCGAAGCUCAUUAUCUUGACCUAGUCGUCCAUACUUGAUAGAAGUUCCCAUCAGAAAUGUCUCCUCCCCUCUAAUUCCAGUAUUGCGUUAUCUCUGGUCCUAGUUGGGCAGCUUAUGAAGCUACCAGAUUAGAGAACCGGUACAAGAAGGCCAUGGACCGCCUCCGGCGCGUAGAGCUCGAACGAGAAACACGUCGAUCCGUCAGCUUCAACACAGUACCACCACUUAGUACUGGAAGUGGAAGUGGAAGUGGUCCUGCAUCUGCCACAACUCCACCUCCAGCUAUAGUACGCUAUGACCUGACCACGAAGACUAAACAAGUUCUUCAAGAACCUUCGUCCGACUCCGACGUUGUGGAUGACGCCUUUGACGAUCAACAGCAACAGCAACAACAGAACCGUGGCACCUCUCCUGAUGAAUCCGAUAGUGAUCAAAUUGGGAAGGACUUCUCGCACUUAAGGGAUUCCAGGUUACACCCUUGUCCGCUAACAUCCUUCUUGCUUCACCACAAUUCAAGUAGUGGGCAAGUCAAUAGAUACAUAGGUCAAUUAACAGUAUGUUCUGCUGAAGCAGGUGCCUGUGAGGCUCGCUGUGAAGGAUUCACAACCUAACCUAACCUACUAUAUGAUGCUGCGACCUUUAACAUAUGUUCUUGCUUGACCACAAUUCACGUAGCUAGUGGUCACAACUGAACCUCUAGGCAGCUACUCGUAGCUGCUACGUGGUUCGAAUGAAGGAAUUCUGCAACCUUUAACAGCUGUCGAGCUCGCGGUAGGAAAAAGGUCGAUGAAGGGCAAAGAACUGCAACUUCGCGUCAACAAGGCACUCUGGAAACUCGAGAAGAUCGAUAAGGAUGUAGAAACUCUGAUCGGGAUCCUGUACGGAAAUCUUAUGACAACAUUACAUAACUAACUCUAACAUGAUCUACUCGUACUCCAGGGAAAUUUUCUGUUGAAUAUCGUGGUCUCGUUCAAAAAAAUAUCUACCUGAUUUUGUAGGAGGUAUGCAAAAAAAUUGUUUCUGCUUCUGCUCAAGCUAUUUGACGAUUAGUUCAGAUCGUACAACUCAGUGCGACAAGGAAAAAACAAGAUUUUUGUAAAUUGUAUUCAGGCAAUAAUUCUACUUCCUGAUGAAGGAACAGAACCUCCAAAAGGUUAAAAUUAUGAUAGUGAGAAGAAACUGACGAGACUCCUAUUACUCUAGGAAUAGGUCCUCCUGACUCGUCCUGAUCGCUUUCAUAUUCUCAGCGUUUGAAGAGCAAAUGCAUAAGUAUCCGCAGGCCCGCUAUGCCCGGAACCUGAAAUUAUCACCGACAGCGGUACUUGUAAAUAUUUUUCUUUUUGAUGUUCAGUCUCCAUUCACACUCCUCGCCGCCUAGAAGAUUGAUGCACAGGUCGAAGACAAAAAAGUCGUUCUCCAGUUCUCCCGUUCUUGUCCUACAAUUGAUAUUAAAGAUGCUAUGUCCUUAUACGAAGAUUUCGAAAAUGAUCUCAACUACAGGCAGAGGACAAACAAGUCGUUCUCCACAGAUUGGAGCAGUUGAGGCUUCAAGCCGCUAGUCAGAUCGACCAGCGAUGUUCUGUCGGAAAGGUGAUGCUGAAAGAAGGAGGAAAGAGUCUGCGCAAUUUAGCAUGCAAUUUCGCCAACUUGUUCUUGCCUAUCUAGUAACCUGGUUAUUUGCCAACUUGGUCUUACUGUAACCACAUAAAAAGUUAUAAGACCUCUGGAGGUCAUAUUAAAAAGUCAAGAUGACUGGAGGUGCAAAUUAGUCAAGACACAUCACACUUCUUCAGGUGCAAAUAAUAAACUCAGAAUAAAAACAAUGGUAACUACCCAACACGAGGAGCAGAGGUCGUACUAUCCAUUAAUACUGCUCCAAUGUAAUUCUAUAAUUGUAGACUGUUGACUACAGUUUCUAAUAUUACUUAACGUGCAUUGAUCCUACUUUGGAAUAUCUGAAAGAAGACGAAGAAGAAUAAAGAGGUAUAGAAGAAGUUCGUACAGUAGUUAUGAUUUGUUGUUUUGAUGUUUUGUCUAUUUCUGUUGUCGGCACUUCUCUUUCUUACAGAUAUUUUCCUGUGGCUCGGGUCCCCGUGACUAUCGUACGCCACCUAAAGUUUGCGAUAUUUACAACCCGAAUACACAUACUUGCAUCUUCUAAAGAAAAUCAUUCUUUGUAGAAGAGUUUCUAAAGAUCAUUAUAGUGGACAGAUGAAGUUCAACCUCUUUUUGCAGGUGAAAUGAUCAUGAUAUGUGAAAGUGAAAAGCUCAAGCAGCUCUUCUCCAAAGAUGAUAGUUUGUUUUUCGACGUGGAAAGUUGUCAGCUCGUUUUUUGGCGCCUGCAUUCUAUCCUAUACUUAGAAAGAGAUCGCUUGAAGAUUUCUAAAGUACUAGAUGAGGAGCCAAUACAUACUACACAGGUCCUGUGUCACAGGAGCCGAUACAUACUCGCAUCAAUACUGCCUGAGAGCAGGAGUCACUGAAACUCUACUGUAGAGUGGCUAAUAUUGGAAUAGCUUGUGAUCAAGAGCUGUGCUGAUUUCUAAAUUACAACACGAAGCAAACUGAGAAUCAGGUGGUAAAGCUAAUUAAAACACAAUGACCCUUUUCUAGAGUUGCCGUUGCUUAUGGAAUAGAGCUAGAGGUGGACUUGGUCAAGCUUGCGACAUUGCUAAGCUAUCACGUUCAGACACAUUUAAAUUGUGUUCGUGCAGUCUAUGUAUUUUAUUCGAAAAAAAUGAGCGGCUUUAUUUUACUUGUAGGUGUAGGUGUAUUCAAAAUAAUGUUGGUAAUCAUGAAAAGCAGGCGGGUGGAUUACUUUUUCCUUAUGAGUUCUUUUUCCUCGAUGAUAAACGACUCUCUUCCUGAAUUUGCUAUGACAACGUGGCUUCUGAAGGAGAUUACGCCAUAAAAUCGUGGACGUGGUCUGAAAAACACUUAGCCUGACGCUUCAAACACUGAGUUCAACACUCAAAUUGCAUCUAACUCUUGUCUGCACUAUCAAUGUUUGCAUCAACACAUAUAACAUCGAUCUGGCUUUCGCCUCUGCUUUUUAAGCAAAAUAAUGUCCUUCGAGAUAGAUGAGCGGAG